AUGGAUGCAAUAGUUCUACAAGAUAUGGUUUUGGGAGUAUUAUUUUUCUUCCAAUUCAUAUCUGGUUUUGUUGGAAAUUCACUGUUGAUUCUGAUAAAUAUAAACACUUUUCUGCAGAAAGCAAAGCCAAUAGAUUGGAUAUUUAUCCACUUAACUUUAGCCAACAUGAUGACAGUUUUAUUCGCCGGGAUUCCGGAAUUAAUAUUUUUCUUUGGAAUAAGAAACUUUCUGAAUGACACUGGUUGUAAGGCAGUUCUGUUUUUGUAUAGAGUGGGCCGGGGUCUUUCCCUCUGCACCACAUCUUUCCUCAGUGUGUUCCAAGCCAUCGUGAUCACCAACAAGCAUGCUCAGUGGGCGUGGCUCAAAUCAAACAUCUACACAUGCAUUUCUUCUGCCCUCCUCUGUUUCUGGGUACUCAACAUGCUGAUCUAUAUCCGGGUCAUCAUUGGAGUGAAGGCCCCAUUCAAUAUUUCUGGAAUUGAAGGAGUUUAUAACCAAAAAUACUGUAUAGCACAUUACUCAGAUAUUACGGGAGCCUCUGCAUUUCAGGGAGGGAUGAUUUUAAGAGAUUUCCUGUGUAUUCUCCUCAUGAUCUGGACCAGCGUGCACAUGGUAAAGUUCCUCUUCAACCACCGCAAAAAUGUCCAGCACAUCCUUAGCCACAGUCUCUGCCCACAGUCCUCUCUAGAGAUCAAGGUCACCCACACCAUCCUGGUUCAAGUCAGCUGUUUUGUUUUUUUUUACUGGAUCAACUGCUGCCUUACCAUUUAUGUAACAUUCAGUCCUGUGAUACAAGGGUUAGAAAACAUUACUGUUUUUAUCUCUUCCUGCUACCCAGUGAUCUGUCCUUUCUUGAUAAUAAAAAACCACAGAGGCCCCUUUCUGAACUGCACAUUUGUAAAGAUGAGGAAAUCUCCACAGAUCACUGCCACCAGAGACUUGAAUUACUCUCACACCAGCUGUGACACUAAGUGCUCAGGACAGAAAAUUCCAAGUGCAAAGGUUAAGUGA
Molecule: messenger RNA, 1011 nt
Organism: Sorex araneus (European shrew)
Lineage: Eukaryota; Metazoa; Chordata; Mammalia; Eulipotyphla; Soricidae
Product: vomeronasal type-1 receptor 4-like
Exons: 1
Coding region: 1-1011 (336 amino acids)
Biological process (GO): G protein-coupled receptor signaling pathway
Cellular component (GO): membrane
Molecular function (GO): pheromone receptor activity
Source: RefSeq, a predicted model, not a curated record